AUGCCAUUAUGUUUCGGAGGUAAUGACGAUGCCGAGCCACCAGACGAAUACGACCAGAUCCCAUUCGGUCUGAAAUGGCGCAUGCAUUUUGGCAAGAAAGAGACGGACCCAGCUACGGGGGAGAAUGUGCUGCGAUUGAGCAACACGAGGAUCCUGAAGACUCACUGCGUCAGCACCGAGUACCAGGCCCUCAAGUUGAUCGACCUGCACACAUCGAUACCUUCGUACAAGGUAUUGGCCGUGUACAACAGACCCGAGGGCAAACUAGCCGAGUAUGAGGCGCACCCAGGAAAUCCUCUGGAUCAAGUAUGGCCUGGAAUGUCUGCCAACCAGAAGCACAAGGUCGUGUCAGAUCUGGCUCGGUCUGUAGGGCAAUUGAGGGAAAUGCAACCUCCCAAACAGUGUGUGGUUGGAGAUGCGACUCUGGGCGCUGCACUCGACCACCGAUUCGGGUCCGGCAGGGUAGGCCCGUUCUUCUCGAUCGAAGCAUUCCAGGACUUCGAGAGGCGUGGACACUCGGUGCACGAAUUUGCCGAGAAGGAAGUCCAGCUCGUUCAUGCGCCGCAAAACCCGUACGAAUUGAAGUUCACUCAUGCCAAUCUCUGCCCGAAGAACAUCCUAGUGAAUGAUGCGGGGAGGAUAGUCGCCUUGAUAGGAUGGGAGUCCUCGGGGUGGUAUCCCGAGUACUGGGAGUAUACGCAGAUGUGCCAUUUGACGCCGAAAGCUACGGGUGACUGGCUGGAUGCUAUGCGUCGGGUCAUUCCCCGGUAUGAUCAAGAGCUGAUCUGCGAAGAGGCGAUUCGCAAAAGGUAUUGUGGGUCGAUAUAUGACUCUCCGAGGAGUGUCAGGGCUCCAAGUCCCAGCCCGAGUGAGUUGCAUGCUGAGCAGCAGGAGAUUCAUCAUAAGAAUACGUCGAGCACGAGUGGGUGA
Molecule: messenger RNA, 930 nt
Organism: Exophiala viscosa
Lineage: Eukaryota; Fungi; Ascomycota; Eurotiomycetes; Chaetothyriales; Herpotrichiellaceae
Exons: 1
Coding region: 1-930 (309 amino acids)
Source: RefSeq, a predicted model, not a curated record